This is a messenger RNA of Talaromyces marneffei, 1809 nucleotides long. RefSeq lists its product as uncharacterized. The transcript has 2 exons. Lineage: Eukaryota; Fungi; Ascomycota; Eurotiomycetes; Eurotiales; Trichocomaceae. The coding region runs from base 1 to 1809 and encodes 602 amino acids. The record is from RefSeq and is a predicted model, not a curated record.
AUGGCACCCCCAAUUGUUGACCAGAUAUUCCAUCAGUUACCAUCCCAUUUACGGAACACGAGGCAUAUACGAGAACGGCAUUCACAGCACAUUAUAUUAUUCCAGCAAUAUCACCAGCAGUUUCCCGAACGGAUCCGCCAUCACCGUGAAUUGGUGAUCCCCCAUAAGCCCAUUGCGCCCAUUCCCGGAUUGAUCCCACCGCGGGAUCCCACAUAUCAGUGUAGUUAUCCCGGUUGCCAUUGGAUUGGAGAGACCAUUCGACGGAUCCACGACCAUUGCCGCCAGGAACAUGGAUGGAAAAACCCCCAGAACCGAGGACGACCCCGUUCCAAGGCACCGUCCAAACCCCAGCCCAACAUGCCAUGGAACAUUGUAGCCAGCCAACGGUUUAUCCCCAAAGGACGUGGAUCCCAACGGUUUGCCGUCCAACAUGACCAUACCACCAUCACCACCGCCAUAUCCGAUCCAGAAAACCCAUCAUGGGAUGCGGCGCAGCAGGCGAUGAAGCAGGAGAUCAUCCAUCGAGAGCAGCAGAUCGACGCCGCGGAACGAGAACGGAUCCGUCCCCACGAGUCCCGCGAGGUCAACCCAUGGGUCGAACGGAUGGGAUGGGCCGAUCAUUUGUUAGAGGAGGAUCGAGGCACAUUACGGGCAUUGUUACAACGACCCGAUCCCGAACAAGAGCCCAUAUUGGCCGAGAUUGACGAGCGAUUUCACCGGAUCGUCAUGGUCGCGCAGCGCACCACAUUGACGCGGUUGAACAUAUUCAGUCGAUUUGAGAUGCACCGGAAACAGGUGGAUCAGAUGCCCCAACACCCGUUCCAAGCGCGGAUGGUGGCCGGCACCAUUGAACAGUACAUCGAGGUGUGGCAACGGAUCAUCCGGUAUAUCAUGCGCAGUGUGAGUACCGGCGACGUCCGAUUUCAGUUCCAUGCCACCCAAUGCGAGACCAUCCACCAGAUCCGGCAGGCCAUGUCCGAGGACGAGAGCACCCAUUCCCCCGUCCAUGCCACCGAGGAGAUGGAUCCCACCGACCAGCCAUUGGAUGCCGUCGAUCGUGCCAUAUUGACAUGGUGCAUCGCCAUGUUGGACCAUCGAUUACAGGGUCAGCACGGGCAGGAGUUCGUGAACGGCAUCAUCAGCGGGUUGGCCGCCAUGGGGAUCCGGGAGUCGGGUGGAUGGGAGACGGCGUUGGCAUUUACCCCCAAGUUGUCCGCCAUGAUCAAGAUUGCCCGCAUGUUAGUCGCGCAACAGGCAUGGGAGGAAAGCGAGGCCCAUGCCGGAUUGUCCGAUUGUUUCGUGGCAUUACGCGGGAUGAUGUUGCGAUUUAUGACCACCAUGGAACCCACCCCGAUGAAGUGGAUGUUGGAUUCCCGCACAUACGGCAUGAAAAUCCGGUACGGCACCACGGCGGAUGGGUUGAUUGAAUGGCACGGAGACCGCAUCACAUACCAGCAUCAUCGGUUUACCAUGGAUCAAUUGCGGGAGACGGUGCAUGGCAUUAUCAACCGGGCAUGGGACCAUUUGACGCAGGACGUAUUGUUGUUUCCCACCGACCAUCGAUUGCCAACCAUCGCAUGGGAGACCAUGGAGACCAUGCCGUCGAGGAUCAACCCGGGUGGUAUUUUGCCCAGGAUCCCCGCAAUGCAUGGGACGUGGAUGACACAUGGUGGUUACACGACCGCAUAUGGCAGGAACCCGGAUUCCGACGCGCAUUCAUCCACGCCGAGCGUCCAUCCGGCACAUCCGCCACCCACGCAUGGCGCCCCCGUCGAGUGCAGCAGUGGAUGCGAGCCGUGGGACGGAUGA